CUAGAUGGCAGCACCAUUCGGAUUCGCGGAUUGUUGUCAUUGCACGUUUCGCGAUUUAAAAGUGUGGUGUUCGACAUUAACUGUAAUUCGAAUGUGGUUAAGUCUGCUUGAAUAAGGGAAGAAGAACUCGCAGCAUCGUUUCUUACGCACGAAUCUGGUCAAAGGGAGCAAUUACAUGAACCAUUUGCUUGGAGUCGUGGUCCAGAGAGUGGCCAUGGUGGAAACAAUGUCAUCGAAGCAAUUGUCGGACAGGCAGACGCAGUUUGGUAACGCUCGCCAGUUGGAGCCGUCGGAUAGCAUCUUCGUCUUCAAGUGCACCCAAUCGGAUUACGAGGAGCCGACGUCGGAGGGAGAAGAGGUUGAUCUGAAACCACUGCGAGAGGCGACGAUCGCCGUCCCGACGCCGAAGAUCUCGGAGAAGCGGAAAGCCGAGGAAGCCGACGCCAGCAAGGACUUGAAGAAGGCGAAAUUGGAAACGAAAGCCUUGAAAGCGAAGAGGCCGGGAUUCACGGACGAGCGGUACAACGAGACCAGCUAUUACGUAGAAAACGGUCAGUAUAUAAUCCACCCCCGCCAGACGGCGGCGGCUCCUCCGCGCGGAAUCGUUUUAUGUUUAAUCUGGGAGCUGCCGCUG
This is a messenger RNA of Nomia melanderi (Alkali bee), 634 nucleotides long. NCBI's taxonomy places the organism in Eukaryota, Metazoa, Arthropoda, Insecta, Hymenoptera, Halictidae. The record is from RefSeq and is a predicted model, not a curated record.